Molecule: messenger RNA, 1665 nt
Organism: Prosopis cineraria
Lineage: Eukaryota; Viridiplantae; Streptophyta; Magnoliopsida; Fabales; Fabaceae
Product: ALA-interacting subunit 3-like
Exons: 8
Coding region: 262-1299 (345 amino acids)
Cellular component (GO): endoplasmic reticulum; Golgi apparatus; plasma membrane
Source: RefSeq, a predicted model, not a curated record
UCUGUUGUUUAGCUGCUUCUGUCUCUCUCCUCAGAGAGGGAGGGAAGGAGGUGACUGGCCGGCCUUCGUGAUGAAUCAGUCUCCAUUUAUUAUUUCUUUGUAAAACCCAAAUCUCCUAGAGAAGGCGCUUAACCAGAGUUUGCUCCAAUCACAAUUGCAUUUUCUUUGCCCCUCAUCACAUUUCAAGGGUCUUCAAUCCCCGUCUCUUUGUUGUUGCGGCAUUGAGAGAAAGGAUAAGCCUUUAGGAUUUUGGGUUCGGAUAUGGCAUCUCCGGGUUCUGGGAGUGCUGGAUCCGCUGAUGCAGCAACUGCCAGAAAACAUACGAAGCGACCCAAAUAUUCGAAGUUUACACAACAAGAACUUCCAGCAUGCAAGCCGAUACUUACUCCACGAGCGGUUAUUUCAUCAUUCUUGAUUGUCAGUGUUUUCUUCAUUCCUAUCGGAGUUGCUUGCCUACUUGCUUCAAAUGAUGUUGUUGAAAUUGUCGAUAGGUAUGACUCUGAUUGUAUACCAGAUAACUUUAAGAACAACAAAGUAGAAUAUAUUCAGAGCUCUGUCAAUAAAUCAUGCAACAGGACACUAAAUGUUACAAAGAAUAUGAAGUCACCGAUAUAUGUUUACUAUCAGCUCGACAACUUCUACCAGAAUCAUCGGCGGUAUGUUAAAAGCCGAAAUGAUGAGCAGUUAAGAGACCCCAAAAAGGGCAAUUUAACUGAAUUUUGCAAGCCCGAAGAUCUUUCCGAUGGCAAAGCAAUUGUACCUUGUGGUCUUAUAGCUUGGAGUUUGUUCAAUGAUACGUAUAACUUCUCCCGUGAAAACAAUAUUUUGGCAGUGAACAAGAAAGGCAUCUCUUGGAAGAGUGAUAGGGAACACAAAUUUGGAAAAGAUGUCUUUCCUAAAAACUUUCAGAAUAGUUCUCUUAGAGGAGGUGCGCAUCUUGAUGAAUCCAUACCAUUGAGUGAGCAGGAAGAUCUUAUUGUGUGGAUGCGUACGGCUGCUCUUCCAACUUUUAGGAAGCUGUAUGGAAAGAUAGAGGUGGACCUGAAUGCAGGUGACCAGAUACACGUGACAUUGAAGAACAACUACAACACAUACAGUUUUAAUGGAAAGAAGACGCUCAUAUUGUCAACUACUACCUGGCUUGGUGGGAAGAAUGACUUCCUUGGCAUUGCAUAUCUCUCUGUUGGAGGAUUGUGCUUUUUUCUGGCCAUGGCUUUUACCAUCAUAUAUUUUAUCAAGCCAAGGCAACUUGGAGAUCCGUCAUAUCUGUCAUGGAAUCGGAGUCCUGGUGGGCAUUAAACAGAUGCUAAUUGAUUAGUUAUCUUCCAAGAUUCAAGGCUCGGUUAUUUUGCUGUGUCAGGUUUUUAUGUGUCUGUUACUUAUGCGUAAUGGAUUGGCUUAAGCAAUCACAUGUUAUUAUCGUCUUUUAUCUGUGUCUUCUGUGCAUCAUAACGUAAACAUAGUGUUGCGUGAGAAAAAAAUAGUAUCCAGUAUUUCUGGCAGUCGUUUUUUUUUUCUAUUAACAACUUAGGGAUAGAGGUGGGUUCUUAUUUUGACAUUGCCUCUUUUGGCUCAGGAGUUCUGUAUAGGAGAAAUAGAAAGAGUCAAGUGAGGCUUCUUAUUUUUCCUUUCUUGAGAUGGAAAGACAGAUAAUUUUCCUUUUUU